Molecule: messenger RNA, 474 nt
Organism: Pediculus humanus corporis (human body louse)
Lineage: Eukaryota; Metazoa; Arthropoda; Insecta; Psocodea; Pediculidae
Product: Prostaglandin E synthase, putative
Exons: 4
Coding region: 1-474 (157 amino acids)
Biological process (GO): chaperone-mediated protein complex assembly; protein folding
Cellular component (GO): nucleus; cytosol
Molecular function (GO): protein-folding chaperone binding; Hsp90 protein binding
Source: RefSeq, a predicted model, not a curated record
AUGUACCUGUUAAGACCACCCCCAUCAGUUUGGGCUCAGAAAUCAGAUCUUAUUGCAUUAACAAUAUGCCUGGAAGAAUGUAAAAAACCUGUUGUUGAAAUACAUAAGGAUAAAAUAUAUUUUAAGGGCACAGGAGGAUCAGAGAAAAAGACUUAUGAAGUUGAUAUUAACCUGUACAGCGAAAUUAAUCCGGAUGAGUCCUCCAGUAAUAUACUCGGGAGAGGUGUAGAAUUUUUAUUGAAAAAAAAGGAAGAGGGACCAUUUUGGCCACGUUUAACAAAAGAAAAAGUCAAAUACCACUGGCUCAAAUUGGAUUUCCAUAAAUUUAAUUAUGAAAAAGAUAGCGACUCAGAUGAAAACAACUUUUCCAUGUCUGAUGCAAAUUCGGUUAAAAUAGGAGAUACUGUAAAUGGUCCGGAUAAAGAAGAGAGAGAUGAAGAUUCUGAUGACUCAGAUUUACCAGAUCUGGAAUGA